Acanthopagrus latus (yellowfin seabream) is the source of this 3298-nucleotide messenger RNA. RefSeq names its product differentially expressed in FDCP 6 homolog. Gene Ontology annotation, cellular component: nucleus; cytoplasm. The record is from RefSeq and is a predicted model, not a curated record. NCBI's taxonomy places the organism in Eukaryota, Metazoa, Chordata, Actinopteri, Spariformes, Sparidae. The coding region runs from base 761 to 2677 and encodes 638 amino acids. The transcript has 13 exons.
CCUCUUCCCAUCUUAAAGUAGAAUAGAAUAGAAUAAUUUAGCUGUUUGGAUGUUUUAUGCUUUAUUUUGUUUAUUGACUUAAAUACAAAGCUGACUGAUUAUCAUCAUAAAAAUAAUACAAUCAUCAGGAGAUACAUUAUGAUUUUAUGUUUUUGGCAAGUGCUGUAAUCCCACCAUAUUUAAAAAAAAAAAAAAUUUUAAACAAAUGUGUGGUUCAGUCAUGAUGACAGGAAAUAACCAGUGUGCAUAUAUCUUUUUUUUUUUCUUUUUUUUUUUUCCAAUUUUAUUUUAGGGCCUUUAAUCAUGGCACCUUUGGGACUAACAAAAGUAGCCUUAUAUUCAAAUUCAAAAGCCAUUUAAUUAAGUAAUGUUACCCCUCCCUUAUGUUCAUCACUAGAUUUUUAAUCUAAAUAGCUUUAGUUAAAAUGGAGAAGUGGCUUGUGAUUCAGAUGACUGGAACCAGGCUAACGCAGGCUAUCAGAUCUACUUUACUUUAAAGGAUCGGAAUACUCUUCUUUCUCCGCUCGGAGGGCAGCAUCAGAACAUUGACUGUGUGGUAAACAAUCAGACCCUCCCUCUCCGUCAGUGACUGUGGACGACCUGCAGGUGUCGCUGUCAGCAGCCCGGUAAAGCCCCGUGCCUCAGUGACAGCAGCAACACAACGUGGGUGUCACUUUGUCACCCAAGGGCCCUGUGUCAACAGCAGAGGGAAGAAGAAGAGACGUAGCGGAGGAAACCAGAGAGUAACGCGGCAGUAGACAUGGACCUGCGGUCUGAGCUGCUCAAAUCCAUCUGGUAUGGGUUCACAGCCCUGGAUCUGGAGAGGAGCGGUAAGGUGUCUAAGUCUCAACUCAAGGUGCUGUCUCACAACCUGUGUACAGUCUUGUCUAUCCCACACGACCCUGUCGCUUUGGAGGAGCACUUCAGGGAUGAUGAUGAUGGUCCAGUUUCCAGUCAGGGUUACAUGCCUUAUCUCAACAAAUAUAUCCUGGAUAAGGUUAUUGAAGGAUCCUUUAUUAAGGAAAACGUAGACGAGCUCUGUUGGACUCUUACAGCAAAGAAAAACUACCACACGGACAAAACCAGCAGCACUGUUAUGCCAGAGAAGGAUGCUUUUCGACUUUGGUGCCUGUUUAAUUUUCUCUCUGAGGACAAGUACCCUUUGGUUAUGGUCCCUGACGAGGUGGAGUACCUCCUCAAGAAGGUCUGCAUGGCUAUGAGUAUUGAGUUCAACUGUGUUGAAUUAGAGGACUUCUUUUCCCAAGACUCAGUGCAGCAGAGUGGCAUUACUGUUUGGGUUUUUCUGGAGAUGAUGAACUCUGGAAAGAUAACCAGAGGAAUUGAUAAGAGCAUAAUCAGCAUGGCUAUAGAGGAAGUUUACAGGGAGAUCGUUGGUGAUGUCCUCAAAGAGGGUUAUUUGUGGAAGAAAGGCCAGCUGAGGAGGAACUGGAAGGAACGCUGGUUCACCUUAAGGCCCAGCAACUUGUCCUACUACACCGGGGAGGACCGGAAGGAUUGCCAGGGCAACAUAGUCCUGGAUGGGAACUGCUGUGUGGAGGAAGUAGACGAUGAUCAAAUAUUGUUUGGUCGUUCAAAAUGGAUCAAAAACAUCCUUUUCCCAGUGCUGCCAGACCGGGAUGGGAAGAGGUGCAUGUUUUGUCUUAAAACCCUCUCCAAGACUUAUGAGAUGAGUGCCUCAGACACCAAACAGAGACAGGAGUGGACUACAGCGAUUCAAACAGCCAUCAGGCUGCACGUGGAGGGGAAAAACUCCCUCCACAAAGAUCUGAAGCUGAAGCGACGUGAGCAGCGAGAGCAGCGGGAGAAGAGACGGCAGGCCAAGGAGGAGGAGCUGCAGAGGCUGCGGGCCCUGCAGGAGGAACGGGAACGUAAGCUGGCGGAGCUGGAGCUGCUAAAGGAGGCGCAAAAGCAGGCUCAGGCCCUCCUGGAGCAGGACGAGCAGAGGAGGCGCCAGCAGCAUGAACAGCUCCAGCGGGCUCUGGAGAUCCAGCUGCGAGAGGCUGAGGAGGCUCGGGUCAGUAUGCAGGCGGAGAUGGCUCUGAAAGAGGAGGAGGCAGAGAAGCAGAGGAAGAGGAUCCAGGAGCUGGAGGAGAUGCAGAAGCGCUUGGAGGAGGCGCUGCAGCAGGAGAUCAAAGCCAGGCUGGAUGAGGAGGCCUUCCGUUUAGCUCAAGCAGGGUUACUGGCCGAGGAGGAGGAGAAGAUGAAGGCCCUGAUGUCCCUGCAGGAGGAACAGGAGGAGUACAUCUUGAAAACACAGAGGGAGAAGCAGGAGCUAAAACAGGAAAUGGAGACCAAGUCCCGGGACCUGGAAGAGGCGCAGAGGCAACUUGAGGAGGUCCGCGCAAACCGGCAUCGGGUUGACCAGGAUGUAGUGGCUGCCCAGAGGAAGCUUCGCCAGGCGAGCACCAACGUCAAACACUGGAACGUCCAGAUGAACAGACUGAUGCGACCGAUCGGACCAGGCGAGAAGAGACCGUCGUUAGGAAGCUCCUUCUCAAGCUUCCAGGUGCCGACACAGAGAGACCCGGGGCUGCGUCUCAGAAGGAGAUCGGGAUCAGAGGAUCGGGAUGAGGAGAGCAAAGAAAAUGUUGACAACCGAGCUUCGUGUGAGAAACGCCACUCCCACGCCUCUAAUGGAGACAUGGAUAUCCCCUAAAAUCGUGAAUCAGAGAGGUUGCAUGGAUCAGUGCAGGUCACUCCGUGAGGUUUCUUGACAGGAAGGGCAAGAGUUGACGGUCUAAUGUGUGAACAUUAGGACAACAGUGGAACAUCUGCACUUAAAACUGAAUUUACCGUACUAGCAUUUCUAUUAAAUGUAGAAUUAACUGACCUCAUUUCACAGACGGCAGCAGUUUAAAACAUUUUAAUGAGAAGUUGAAUUCACUGCUCGACUAAUGCUUUGACUGCAACCUGUGUGAGGCCUGCUCUGGACAUAAACGUUACCUCAGUGCCAAGAAAAUGAGCUGUAAGCAAGAAAGUGCAAAGGAAGUUGAGAUGUUUAAAGGCUUUUUCUUACAUACAAUACAAGGAAGCUCAUUUGUUCAGCUCUGUAAUAUAAACACAUAACCGUGUUUCAUUUUUAUAUAUGUAUUUUUUUGGGGGGGUGUAGGAGGAUGGCUUGACUUAUUGAUGUAAAAAGUUCAGUAUUAGUUUACCACAGUUUCAGUCUAAAAGUAUCACUCUUCCUAAACAGGAAAGAGAGAGAGCGUUUAACUUCCUGUUUCUACUGCCAGUUAACAUAAUUGUAAAUAAAAGAGUGAUUGAUGCUGUAACCUGA